AUGGGACUCUUUAAUAAAAAACAAUCACAAGUUAAAGAAGAAGUUCAUGAACUUAGUUCAACUGAAAAAUCUCAAGAUUUGAAAACAAAUUUCCAAAGUACAAAUGAUUUAGUUUCAUCAAAUGAAGAAAUUAUUGAUUUAGAUCAAUCAAGUUAUGUAAAUUCAGAAAAUUAUUCACAUGAUGUUCAAUAUCCAUUAGAAUCUUAUUUAUAUUAUGCAAUUUUAGAACGUCGUAAAGAAUUUCAAGAAAGAAAAUCAUCAACAGUGGAUAGAUUAUUAGCCAAAAUUGAUGUUGAUGAUUCUGCUCAUGAAGAAAGAAUCCCAUUAGAUGCUGCUCCUCCAAAGAAUAAUGCUGAAAGAGUUGCCAAAAUGGCAAGUUGGUGGUCAGUUUUCUAUUUAAUUACUUCCGAUAUCUUGGGUCCAAGUUCUUCACCUUAUGCCUUUUCAACAUUAGGUUAUGGGAAAGGUACAAUCAUUUUUUUGGUCUUCUAUGGUGCUGCAGUUUAUUGUGGUAUGUUAAUUUGGAGACAAUUUAUGGAUUUAAACUCAGAAGUUCAUCCAGUUAGAACUUUUGCAGAUUUAGCUUUUAGAAUUUGGGGUAGAGCUGGUAAAAUUUUGGUUAUGUUAAUGCAUGCAAUUUAUUUAAUUUUAGCAGUUUCUUUAUUAAUUUUAGGAUCUGCUCAAGGGUUAUCACAAAUUAUUAAAGAUAAAUUUUGUUUUAUUGCUUUAGCUGUUUUUUUCAUGUUGGCUGGUAUUUUAUUAGGUCAAAUUAGAACUUUAAAACUUUAUAGUAUCUUAUCAAGUGGUUCAGUUUAUGCAACCAUUACCCUUUGUAUUUUAACAAUGGGCGGUGCUGCACAUUCAGCUCCAAAUUUUAGUGCUGCUUUCAAGACAAAUGAUGUUGUUAAAGGUCCUGUUGAAACAAAAGCUUUCAUUGGAGGUGGUACAAUGGAGCAUCAAUUAGUUGGUGUUAUGAAUAUUAUUUAUGCUUAUGCCGGUUCAAUUAUGUUUCCAGAAAUUUUAGCAGAAAUGCAAAGACCAUGGGAUUUCUGGAAAGGUGCAUUUUUAGCUCAAACUUUGAUCUUUAUUGCUUAUUUAUUCUUUGGUGUUUUCGUUUAUUGUUUCCAAGGUCAAUUCACUAUUAAUCCAGCUCAUCAAGGUAUUACCAUAUAUGGUUUACAAACAGCUUGUAAUAUCAUUAGUAUCAUCACAGGGAUGAUUGCAGCUGGUCUUUAUAUGCAUGUUGGUUUGAAAUCAAUGUAUAAAAACAUUGUUGUUGAUAUUUUUAAAGGUCCAAAUAUUGAUGUUAGAAAUGGGAAAUAUAUGUGGGCAAUUUUUGCAAUUGGUUAUUGGAUUGUUUCAUUUAUAAUAUCAGCAGCUGUUCCACAAUUAUCAAAUAUUGCUGCAAUUUCAGCUGCUGCUUGUGCUUUACAAUUUACUUAUUCAUUCCCAGCUUUAAUGACUGCUACUUUACAAAUUAGAAAAGAUUCGUUAUUAGGUGAUGGAUUAUUUGAUCCAAAGACUGAUAGAUGUGAACGUUCAGAUUCAUGGAAAGAUUUUAGUCGUUGGAAAAGAGGUUUCUUUAAACAAUGGCAUUGGAAUACUUUUAAUAUUAUCUUGGGUCUUGCUUCAUUAUCUUUAGCUGGAUUAGGUCUUUGGUCAAGUAUUGAAAGUAUUAUUUCUACAUUUAAAAGUGCUGGUGCACCAUCUUCUUUUAGUUGUAGUGCUCCAGUUUGA
Hansenula ciferrii is the source of this 1737-nucleotide messenger RNA. Its product is annotated as N amino acid transport system protein. The transcript has a single exon. The record is from RefSeq and is a predicted model, not a curated record. NCBI's taxonomy places the organism in Eukaryota, Fungi, Ascomycota, Saccharomycetes, Phaffomycetales, Wickerhamomycetaceae. Gene Ontology annotation, biological process: amino acid transmembrane transport. Gene Ontology annotation, molecular function: amino acid transmembrane transporter activity. Bases 1 to 1737 code for a protein of 578 amino acids. Gene Ontology annotation, cellular component: vacuolar membrane.